Messenger RNA from Linnemannia hyalina, 1026 nucleotides. The record is from the annotation of a GenBank genome assembly. Lineage: Eukaryota; Fungi; Mortierellomycota; Mortierellomycetes; Mortierellales; Mortierellaceae.
AUGCCUGUCUGCACACACCGCGGCUGCGAAAAGACCUACGACGAGGCCUCCAACACCGACACCGCCUGCACCUUCCACCCCCAGGGCCCCAUCUUCCACGAAGGUCUCAAAGGCUGGUCAUGCUGCUCAAAGCGAGUCAUCUCCUUUGAUCAGUUCCUCGCCAUUCCCGGCUGCUCUAUCGGUCGCCACACCGACCUCCCCCGCGAAGAAUUUGCUCCCGCACCAUCAGACGAGAAGGUCGAGGUCACUGAGACAAAGCCAGCAUCCCCUGCACCUGUCGCCGUCCAGAACAACGGAACUGAGGUAUAUGGCUCCGCACCGUCAUCCAAGCCUGCUACACCCAAGCCCGCCGCUGCUCCUGCUGCCGCAGCGCCUGCCGAGCCCAUUAUCGAAGAGGAGGAUGAUUUGUCGGUGCCAGUGGCUAUUGGAAAGACUUGCUUGCGUCGUGGAUGUGGACAGACCUAUGUCUCGGAGGAGGAGUCUCGCGGUGCCAAGGUCUCAUGCCAGUACCACCCUGGUUCACCUGUCUUCCAUGAGGGAUCCAAGGGCUGGAGCUGCUGUCCUCGCAAGGUGCUCGAGUUUGACGAAUUCCUGAAGCUCAAAGGUUGCAGAAAUACCAACCAGCAUUUGUUCGUCGGCGCCAAGAAGGAUGUGAAAGUCGAGGAGUACCAGACCCAGACCCACAUCAACUUGUCGAUCUUUGCCAAGAAGGUUGAGGCCAAGUCAGCAGUUGUCGAGUUCAAGGAGCGCGAGGUCAACAUUGACUUGAGGAUGCCCGAUGGCAAGCGCUUCAAGUUGGUCCUUCCCCUCUUCCAGCCCAUUGAGCCCGCUGGCAGCUCAUUCGAGGUCUUAGGUACAAAGGUCGAGAUCACCAUGAAGAAGGGCAACGGAAUCUCAUGGGCGACUUUGGAGCCAAGCGAGGGUGCCAAGUGCUGGACCACCUUUGGAACAACUGGCGGUGCUGGAACUGUCGGCAGCAAGGUGAUGCACCUUGCUACUGACUCUCCUUUGUACGCCGAGAAGUAA